CGUGGAGAAAAGCUCCACGCAAGUCUACAAAGUUAAAUGUGUGGUUUCAAACUGCAAGUGGAAGCUAAGGGCCGCGAAGAAGAAGUCCCACGGCCUUUUUCAAAUAACUAAAUGUCCAGAGAUUCACACAUGCCUACUGGAUAGACCCACGCAGGACCACUGCAAAAUUUCAGCAAAAAUGAUUGGCUAUGUGGUUGCUCCCUACAUCUCCCAGACCCCUCAAUUGAAGGUAAGCAACAUCAUCACAAUGGUCAAUGAUGAGUACCACCAUUUGGUUAGUUACUUGAAAGCAUGGAGGGGGAAGAUGGCCGCCAUGGAAAGCGUUUAUGGAAGCUGGAAGACAACCUACAACGAGCUCCCUCGGUUCCUUAAUGUCAUGGCCAGUACAAAUGUCGGAAGUAUAGUUGUGGUUGAGGUUGUUCCACAUCAUAAAGAGAGGGGUACAUCGACAUUUGUUCGUGCAUUUUGGUGCCUAAAAGCAAUGAUUGAUGGUUGGCAGUAUGCACGGCCAGUUAUUUCCAUUGAUGGUACAUUUCUUAAGGGAAAGUAUAAUGGGAAAUUGCUGGUCGCGGUGGGAGUCGACUCUAAUAACCACCAAUAUCCCAUAUGCUUCGCCCUUGUUGAUGAGGAAACAACUGAAAAUUGGUCUUGGUUUCUACGUCUUUUACGUAGACAUGUAUGCCGAGAUAGAUUGGGGGUUUGUAUUAUAUCUGACCGUGCGACGGGGAUCCUUGCUGCAAUGAAUGACGAAGCGAGUGGUUUUACCCCGCCGAUGGGCUAUCACAGAUUCUGCCUCCAUCAUGUUAGGAGCAACUUCUCCAAGGCAUUCCCGGGAAAGGAGCUUAAAAUGUUAAUGUGGCUAGCCGGCAAUACGCCACAGAUUAGGAAAUAUGAUGCCUACAUGAAGAAGAUUGGAGAGCUUUCGCCUCAAGGCUUGAGGUGGUUGCUAGGGAUAAGUCCAGCCCUCUGGACUAUUUGUCAUGACACAGGCCACGCUCGUUUCGGCCAAGCUACCACAAACAUCACGGAGAGCUUUAAUGGUAACGUGCGCGUGGCUCGGCACCUACCUGUGACCGCAAUGAUUGAAUUCAUGUUUUAUAAAACUGUUAGGACGGUCAAUAAGGAGAGGAACGCAGUGCUUGAGGGCAUUGGGGAGGGUCAUGAACUUUGUCUAAGGACGAGAAAUAAGUUGGAGAAGAUUGCAGCCAAAGCUAACACACACCGGGUCGAGACAUUUAAUAGAGGAACCGGUUUGUUCUCCGUAAAGACGCAAAGGUACAUGGUAAAAGGGUGCAAUAAGGGCGGGAACACGCAGGUGGUUGACAUAACUCAGCGUACAUGCACUUGCGGGAAAUGGGCUUGCCACCGCCUACCGUGUUCACAUUUGAUUGCUGCUUGCAACCACAAUCACUUAAACUGGAAACAGUGGAUUGGCCACUUCCACUACAACUCUACUUUGUUGAAAUUGUGGGAGCCAAUGAUAUAUCCAUUACCAGCAACUGGGUAUUGGGAUAUUGAUUUGCCAGUGCAAUGGAGAAUGUUUGGAACUGUGGUACCGAACGAGGCCUUGCGAAAGAGAAGGCGUAAACGAGGAGAAAGGGGUCAAUCCGUCAGAAUACGCACGGAGAUGGACAGUUCCCGUACAAGUCACAAAUGUGGCCGCUGCAAGCAAGAAGGACACACUAGACGUAGUAAAAGGUGUCCAUUGUACAAUGUUGACCCUACUGUGUAAUUUAAUUGCCAUUUUCUUUUUAGUCCUUGUUUUUAAUUGUUAAUUUGUAUUUUCCUUUUCAGUCCUUGUUUUUUAUUGUUACUCUGUAUUUUUCUUUCGUUUUUUAUUGUUAAUCCAAUUUUGUUAAUUAAUUUAAUGUAAUGGUGUUGAAGCAAUAAAUAAACUUCAAGGAAACAGAAGCAUUCGGGACAAGAUAUUACACACUGGCAAAAGAAAGGCUGUAAAGAAAAGAUUCUGCUCAGUUAAAGGACAAUAUAUAAUAAAGUAAAGUGAUGUGAAAAGAAAGGCUGUAUAGAUUAGACUACACACUGGCAAACCAUAGCAAGCAACGAAAUAAUGCUCAUAUUCACAUGAUCAACAGUUGUAUCUCAUAAUGCUGAUAUUCACAUGAUCAACAGUUGUAUCUCAUAAUGCUGAUAUUCACAUGAUCAACAGUAGUAUCUGAUAAUGCAGAGGGUCACAUGGUGUACAGUAGGUCAUAAAGUAAAGGUUCUGCAAAAGUAAAGUGCCUCACUGUAAAGAUUAGACUGUACAAAGUUUCUCACUUUAUAGAUUAGACCCACGUUUUCAUACUGCCAAACCAUAGCAUGCAUUGAAAGAAAAGAUUCAGCUCAUUUAAAGGACUUGUCAAUUCAAAAAUUGACAAGUCCUUUAAAUAUAUUCAGCUAAACAAUAAUCCAUUCGCCUAUAAAUAGGUCUUCAUUAUGGUUGAUACACAUACAAGCAACUAAACAAACACAAAAUUCACUCAUCACUUAAGCUGAAAAUGGAUAAGGGCAAGGCACCAAUGGAUAAGGGGAAAGCACCAAUGACCCCCGGCUGCGAAAAACGCCUCAAACAGCAACAAGAUAGGAGACAGCCGGAGCUUGUGUUGGGAGGGAUGCGCAACAACCGAAGCAACCAACCUAAACCAGCUCCUAAAAGCAAGGCACCACCGGUCGUGCAACAAAAGAAAACUCGGCCACCGUUGGGACGGAUGCGCACUGACUUUGACAUCAAGAAAAUGAUAGAGGAGACGAGAGAAGAGAGACGUCUCGAGGUUGAACAUCAAAAGAACGUGAAGAAGUGGAACAAACUCUUCCGUUAUAUUUGCAGGUAUGUUUAUAGGAGGAUUAGAAGGGGCAAAGAUUGGGUGAUGACGGAGGCGGA
Messenger RNA from Daucus carota subsp. sativus, 2881 nucleotides. RefSeq lists its product as uncharacterized. Lineage: Eukaryota; Viridiplantae; Streptophyta; Magnoliopsida; Apiales; Apiaceae. The record is from RefSeq and is a predicted model, not a curated record. The coding region runs from base 179 to 1732 and encodes 517 amino acids. Gene Ontology annotation, molecular function: zinc ion binding. The transcript is spliced from 2 exons.